AAAGAUUCGUUAUUUUCUAAUGUACUCUCCGAGCAGCUAGCGCCCACUCGCCGAAAAAGACCCGCUCGACACACGGGUGAACGCGAACCGGGUGACGAGCGCUUCUACAAGGACUACCAGCCCACGUACAACGAGUUGGUUUUGGAGGUCAAGCUGAAGUUACAUCGUGAAGCUGGACACGGACUGGGAGGAGUGACGAGACCGAGCGGCUGCCGGGCUUCCCACUUCCUAAAGUCGAAAAUCAAGUGCCCGACCGGGCGGAGGCGUUCUGAGACCGACGAAGAGUCAACGUCUGAAGAAGAUGAGGAUGACGACGAGGAGGAUGAGGAUGAGGACGAGGAUGAGGAGCAGACCGACGAAGACGAAGAGGAGUCAGAAGAAGAUGCCGGCGCCGCAGUCCCCGACCCGAGCCCGAAGCGA
Molecule: messenger RNA, 420 nt
Organism: Mesorhabditis spiculigera
Lineage: Eukaryota; Metazoa; Nematoda; Chromadorea; Rhabditida; Rhabditidae
Source: the annotation of a GenBank genome assembly